Molecule: messenger RNA, 375 nt
Organism: Letharia columbiana
Lineage: Eukaryota; Fungi; Ascomycota; Lecanoromycetes; Lecanorales; Parmeliaceae
Exons: 2
Coding region: 1-375 (124 amino acids)
Source: RefSeq, a predicted model, not a curated record
AUGGUAACCAAGACGGAAACGCCCAUUCCCCUCUGUCCUCUAUGCCAUGACGCUCUAGACGAGAUCUCCAGCCCGGGCCGAGUCUUCAUCCCCACAGAUUUACCGCACUUCCUGAACUUUGAACGGCGAGACUACAAAAGGAGGAGGGAAAUACUUGAUUCUACCGACGCUCACACUGUUCGUGAAAGCCCAUCCCCUGGUCAGUACUUGCAGCAUCAACGCAAAGAGGUGGAAGAGGGUGCUGUCGGGGAAUAUAUGCAUGUUAGGUGCCGAGGCAUUCCAUGGGGCAAUACCAGGAGUAGCACGAAGCAGCCUGGUCUAAGCCCGUAUACCGACUCAAAGUUGUGGCAUGGGGACCCUGUGACGGCGCUUUAG